GUCGGAGCAGAGAAGAGACAGACUGUUUGUUUCGUUUUCCCGGAAAGCAGAAAGAUAUUCCCGGAAAAUGCAGAGUCCCGAAGACAUUCGCAACCUCCCCAUAGACAUUACGUUUUCUCGUCUCGGAGAGUGGCUGGGUGAUCGGAAGAGAAUACCGGCGGAUUGGCGGAAGCGAUUGGCCGUUGUUAGAGCUCACAUCGCCAAGGAAUUCGCUUCGCUUCCCAAGGAAAUCGAUCCCUAUUUCCAGACCUUAGACUCUGAAGGGAUCAGUUACAUAGAGGCCAAAAAAAUAUAUGACAUACUUCUGAAGUCUACUCCGGAGAGCCGGAAUAUAUUUGGCCGGCUAUCAGGUGCUGCUGGUGCAUGGGAGGCAAUUGUGCGUUCGUUCGAGAAGGAUUACAUUUACCUUGGUGAGGCUGCUCAGAUAAUGGUUCAGAAUGUGAAUUAUGAGAUCCCGUACCAGAAAAAACAUGUGCAGAAGGUUCAACACCAACUAGCAGAGCUGGAGCGCAAGGAAGCUGAUAUUAAAAGAAAUUCAGCUCUGUCAGCCACCAAGUAUGCAGAGGCUUGCCAAGAGCUUGGGUUGCAGGGACAAAAUGUGAGAUUUGAACUUCUAGAGACUGCAAAAUCACUUCCAAGCACCUUUGGCAGCAUUUUGGAAGUGCUACAAAGUGAUUCUGUGUCGAGGGCUAUGGAAUAUUACUCAAACAUUGUUAAAGAUGUUCAUACUGAAAACGAUAAAUCUGCGACCGUGUUGCUUCAUUUGAGAGAUAUACGUGAACAUCCUCCUUCUCUGAAUGUUUCUCUGGCCUCUGAGAUUGUUGAUUCUGUGAAUGUUCAGUCAAAAUAUAACGAGUUAAACACAGACGCCAUAGUUAACGAGGAUCAUAUUGAUUGGGAUAUUUCUGUUGACAGUUCUCAGAUUGAUUGGGAUAUUGGAACUGUAGAAGAAACUGAGGAUGCUGGUAACGGUUUGGGCCAAUAUGAAAUAGUGAAUGCCAGUGAGAUCUUGCAGAGUUCUUUACCAAAUGAAGCAGUGGAAUCUGAUCAAAUCCCAUCAAAUAAAGAAGUAGAUGGCUUGCUCGCAGAGAUUUCUGUGUCAGAUAUAGCUUGGGAUGUAAGUGUAGAAACUCCUCAAGUUGAUGUAAUUGACGAUGUCCGUUUGACAAAUAUUGGUUCCGAAAAUCAAACAUAUGUUCUUGAGAAUUUAACUCAACCUACUGGGACAAAGGAAGAAAGGAGCCAGCUUUUGGAGACAGAGUAUAGGAAUCAGAUUCUUGACGACCUUUAUGAGAUCAAAUCGUUUUUAAAUCAGCGGCUGAUGGAGUUAAAGAGUGAAGUAACUUUGUCUUUGCAACAUCAAGUCCAGGCAGUUGCUCCCUUCGCGCUGCAGCAAUAUGCUCCCGAUGCCAUUGAGACCAUGUUAUCCGAUGUUUCGUUGGCUAUUUCCUUUCUGACAGACAGGAAAACACGAGACUUGAUCAUGAUACUCAACUCCAAAAGAUUUUUAGAUAGACUGGUCAGCACACUGGAGGAAAAGAAGCAUCAUGAAGUGAAGUUGAAAGAGGGUCUGAAGGAUAUUGCUACGAAACGCAUGGAGCUGCAGAAUUCGUUGUCUUCAUCCUGGCCAAAGCAGGAAGCAGCUCUUUCAAAAACAAGGGAGUUAAAGAAGCUAUGCGAGAGUAUCCUUUCAUCCAUGUUUGAUGGAAGACCUGUUAACAUCAUUGGGGAGAUAAAUACUCUUUUAAGUAGCAGCCUUGGUUCAUAAGGAAGAUGUUUGCCUAUGAUGACAAGAAAACCUUUAAAUUAUGGUCGAGUAGUCUCUAAUGUAACUCAAGUGAGACCAUCAUCCUUUUUAUUAAUAAAUUAUAUCUGGUGCUUUCUUACC
Morus notabilis is the source of this 1888-nucleotide messenger RNA. Its product is annotated as CDK5RAP3-like protein. The record is from RefSeq and is a predicted model, not a curated record. Gene Ontology annotation, cellular component: endomembrane system. The transcript is spliced from 11 exons. Gene Ontology annotation, biological process: regulation of cyclin-dependent protein serine/threonine kinase activity; regulation of mitotic cell cycle. The coding region runs from base 68 to 1768 and encodes 566 amino acids. Lineage: Eukaryota; Viridiplantae; Streptophyta; Magnoliopsida; Rosales; Moraceae.